This is a messenger RNA of Etheostoma cragini (Arkansas darter), 2068 nucleotides long. RefSeq names its product CTP synthase 1a (gene ctps1a). Lineage: Eukaryota; Metazoa; Chordata; Actinopteri; Perciformes; Percidae. Bases 246 to 2021 code for a protein of 591 amino acids. Gene Ontology annotation, cellular component: cytoophidium; cytoplasm. The record is from RefSeq and is a predicted model, not a curated record. Gene Ontology annotation, biological process: pyrimidine nucleobase biosynthetic process; CTP biosynthetic process. The transcript is spliced from 20 exons. Gene Ontology annotation, molecular function: CTP synthase activity; identical protein binding.
GCCAAAUAUAAGAAGAAGAAGAAGAACAACGUUGAAAGUGCUUGAAUGAUGUACUGAAGCCUGGGAUCGUGGUCCAUACACGUGUAGAGUCAAUUGGAGGAUAGAUGGGUAUCUAGGGGCGCACAGGCACAAGCGUUGCUAUUUGAAUCGAAAUUUUCUCUCUGGCAAAGGGUCUUGUGAACUGGUUUCGACGUCGACGAUUUGUUUUUAAGUGCAGCUCUGACUGGUGAUACCAGAGCAUAACGAUGAAGUACAUCCUUGUAACUGGUGGAGUCAUCUCAGGGAUCGGCAAAGGCAUCAUUGCGAGCAGUGUGGGCACAAUCCUGAAGUCAUGUGGCCUGCAUGUUACUGCCAUCAAGAUCGACCCUUACAUUAACAUUGAUGCAGGCACAUUUUCACCCUAUGAGCAUGGGGAAGUGUUCGUGCUGGAUGACGGGGGUGAGGUUGACUUGGAUCUUGGUAACUACGAACGCUUCCUCGACAUCCGGCUGACCAGAGACAACAACCUGACCACUGGCAAGAUCUAUCAGUCAGUCAUCAACAAAGAGAGGAGGGGAGACUACCUGGGCAAGACUGUGCAGGUGGUGCCACACAUCACUGAUGCCAUCCAGGAAUGGGUUGUGAAACAGGCCCUGGUGCCAGUUGAAGACGACCACGUAGAACCUCAAGUUUGUGUGAUAGAGUUGGGAGGCACGGUUGGAGACAUAGAGAGUAUGCCUUUCAUCGAGGCCUUCAGGCAGUUCCAGUUUAAAGUGAAGAGAGAGAACUUCUGCAAUAUUCACGUCAGUCUGAUACCACAGCCCAGCGCAACAGGAGAGCAAAAGACCAAACCAACACAGAACAGUGUCAGAGAGCUGAGAGGACUGGGUUUGUCCCCUGAUCUGAUCAUGUGUCGCUGUUCCACUGCUCUGGAGACCUCUGUCAAAGAAAAGAUCUCCAUGUUCUGCCACGUAGAACCUGAACAGGUCAUCUGUGUGCACGACGUGUCGUCCAUCUACAAAGUACCGCUGCUGCUGGAGAAACAGGGUGUGGUGAGCUACCUGAGCAGGAGACUGAACAUGCCCAUAGAGACUCGACCCAGGAAAAUGCUGACUAAAUGGAAGGAGAUGUCUGACAGGUCAGACAGACUGCUAGAGCAGUGCUCCAUUGCACUAGUUGGGAAGUACACCAAGUUUUCUGACUCCUAUGCUUCUGUUAUCAAGGCCCUGGAGCACUCAGCCCUGGCCAUCAGCCACAAAUUGGAGGUUAAGUAUGUAGACUCAGCGUAUUUGGAGCCAAGCACUCUGCAGGAGGAACCAGUGAAAUACCACGAGGCAUGGCAGAAACUCUGCAGUGCUGAUGGCGUCCUUGUUCCAGGAGGUUUUGGUGUCAGGGGAACUGAAGGAAAGAUUCAUGCCAUCAACUGGGCCAGGAAUCAAAAAAAACCCUUUCUAGGUGUGUGUCUUGGGAUGCAGUUGGCUGUAUGUGAAUUUGCCAGAAACACGCUCGGCUGGACAGAUGCCAACUCAACCGAAUUUGACCCCGAAUCAAAGCAUCCUGUGGUGAUCGACAUGCCCGAACACAACCCCGGGCAGAUGGGAGGAACUAUGAGGCUCGGGAAGAGACGGACCAUUUUCAAGACCAACAACAGCGUAUUGCGCAAGCUUUAUGGAGAUGCAGAAUAUGUGGAUGAAAGGCACCGACAUCGCUUUGAGGUCAAUCCUGAGCUCAAGAGUCACUUUGAAGAGAAGGGCUUCCGCUUCGUAGGUCAAGACGUUGAAGGGGAAAGAAUGGAAGUCAUAGAGCUUGAUGAUCAUCCAUAUUUUGUCGGAGUGCAGUAUCACCCGGAGUUCACUUCUCGCCCCAUGAAGCCUUCCCCCCCGUAUCUUGGUUUGCUGCUGGCUGCAGCCGGGAAGCUGCAGAGCUACUUACAGAAGGGCUGCCGUCUGUCUCCACGGGAUACAUACAGCGAUCGAAGCAGCAGCAGCAGCCCAGACUCUGAGAUAUCAGAGUUGAAAUUGCCUUCCAUCUCAAAUGAAUAACACUGGUACACCACACAAUAAAAUUUUCCAGUUUUCAUGUGCAAAUU